Lycium barbarum (goji berry) is the source of this 888-nucleotide messenger RNA. RefSeq lists its product as uncharacterized. NCBI's taxonomy places the organism in Eukaryota, Viridiplantae, Streptophyta, Magnoliopsida, Solanales, Solanaceae. The record is from RefSeq and is a predicted model, not a curated record. Bases 124 to 705 code for a protein of 193 amino acids. The transcript has 2 exons.
UAGCUACCUACCCAUUUGCCUGCAAUGAUUUAAUUUUUGCCAAUUCACAUUACUCAAGAACAAAUAUUUGUCCACUAAAAUAGGAGACUGUGAUCUUGCCUGAAAAUCUCAAGUUGACUAAAAAUGUUGUCAUCUACAUUGAAACCUAUUGUUGUUUCACUUCCCACAUUACCUGAACCACAUGGCUCACAACCAAAAUCAGCACUUUCACUACCAAUCUUGAAGUUUAACAAAACUCUUCAGUUGAAAGGCAAUGGAAAGGAGUUACCUCUGCAGGAGACGACCGCAGCUGCUGUUUCAAGAAGAGAAUUAAUUGGCUUGGCAGCUACCACAUUAGGUGGACUUUCCCUUUUUGCAGCGGGACCUGCAGAAGCACUUGAAGUAGCUGACAUUUGGAGUUCAAUCAAGGAGCUGUUUGGAUUUUCCAAGGCCAAGCCAAAGACUGGAGCUGACAAUGAAAAGAAUCCGAAAGUUGAAAAUGAUAAGAAACCAAAAAUGGAAGAUGAAGGGAAACCAAAGAGUGAAACUGAUGAUAAGAAGCCAAAAGUGGAAAGCCAUGGAAACAAACCAAAGGUUGAAGAUGAAAAGAAGCCAAAAAAUGGAGACGAUAAGAAGGCAUCAACCCCUCAGCAUUCAGAGAAGGAAAAAGUGUUAGCUCCUGCUGUGCCAAACCUUCCCAACAUUUUGAAUAAGAAAGCUCCCUAACUCCUCAUUUAGAAAUGUUGUUGCGCGCAGAUACGUUUCAAGAAACUUGGCAGACUUUUCUAGUGCUACAAUUUAUUGUUGCUAAACUCAUGUCUAAAUGAAGCCUUAGACAAGGUUUGUAAGGGUCAUUGAGUUCAAUGCCAACACUAUUGAAGUAUUUUCAGUAAAAAGAUUUUCAUUUUA